Fonsecaea erecta is the source of this 1080-nucleotide messenger RNA. RefSeq lists its product as hypothetical. The record is from RefSeq and is a predicted model, not a curated record. The transcript has 3 exons. Lineage: Eukaryota; Fungi; Ascomycota; Eurotiomycetes; Chaetothyriales; Herpotrichiellaceae. Bases 1 to 1080 code for a protein of 359 amino acids.
AUGCAUGGUUCGGAGAAUGAAUCUGCUUUUUCACCUUCGUCACAACCGUCCGCACACAGUGCUACAAUUCACAGUCCAGCGACUACUUUCAGUGAUCGAAGGAUGUCUUAUGACCCCUCCCCAUUUCAAUCUUCGUUCGGUGAACUUCACGAACCAACGGCCCAACCUGGAUUGAGGACUUCCAGUCCAGUAUCUGACUCUGUGCAUGACGGUGCUACUCCUUCAACUGCUCCAGUCACAGAAUCACCCGCGGUAUCGUACGCGGCUCCGACUACGGCCUAUAACUCCAUCCCAUCCUCCUUCGACACUGCCAAGCGGUGUCACCUGCACAUCAGACAGCAGCCCAGAGCCGCGCGUGCUGGACCGGACGGGAAGGAUCGAAGAGCGGUCGAUCCCCCGCCGGUCGUGCAGUUGUUAAUGGAUGACUUCGAUCCGGACAAUGAGGCUGAUGUUGCAGAGCUAAGAUGUCCCUUCUGGGUUGUGCACUGCCGUUUAGUCGGCGCAUUUUCUGUCGAGUCAGAUGUGAGCACGCAGUCCUAUUACACCGAUGACGGGCAAAAGGAAGUGCAGCGUCUGCUCUUGGGCACGACUGUGGCGAGUCCUACUCAUACUGCUGAUGACCCCGAUCCCCCUACAAUGCCCACGCAUCCCGUUACAAGAGAUGCGGUAUCUGCGCCCCCCAGUCCUACGUCGAGAUUUUUGCCCAGCGCGCCUUCUGGGAGACUACCAAGAGCUCCUCACAACAUUCCGGGAUCGUUCUUCAUCUUUGCCGAUCUUUCCGUGCGCCGAGCGGGCGAAUACCGGUUACAGUUUACCUUGAUGAAGAUGGAACCUCCAUUGCUCAAAGUUGGGGCUACGGUGCCUGCUCACCAUGUCGUCACGAGUCAAGUCUUCCGAGCUGUCAACGCAAAGGAUUUCGAUCAGGUGCAGCCCAGCACCAACUUGGUGAAGGGCCUGCUUGACCGAGGUGCAGGAUUCCCGCUCAAAUUGAAGAAAGGGAUCAGAGAAGGCCAAAGACGACGGAGAAAUUGGGAUGACUACUCUGACGACGAUGAUUCGGGUGACUACGACAACGAGUGA